Molecule: messenger RNA, 1282 nt
Organism: Brienomyrus brachyistius
Lineage: Eukaryota; Metazoa; Chordata; Actinopteri; Osteoglossiformes; Mormyridae
Product: visual pigment-like receptor peropsin
Exons: 7
Coding region: 257-1252 (331 amino acids)
Biological process (GO): visual perception; G protein-coupled receptor signaling pathway
Cellular component (GO): membrane; photoreceptor outer segment
Molecular function (GO): G protein-coupled receptor activity
Source: RefSeq, a predicted model, not a curated record
ACUCGGGGAACAGGCGUCCCCUUUUGUCAAGGAUUCUGGAGGGAAAAAGGCAGAAAAAGACUAAUCCUUCAUUCACACACCAGCCCCCUAUCCUCCAAAAAAAAAGAAAUAAGCUGCCAGCCCUUUAAAUCUUUCUGAACAGAGAGCUUCACUGCAGGGUCGCCUCGCAUGGACUGUUGCUGGGAGUAUUACAGGGACCAAGGCAGGGACCUCCUCCCAUUACUUCAGUCCAGGUCAUCUGGGAGAAAGGAGGGAGAUGUCUAACCACACAGGAGAUGGAGACGUAGGCGAGGGACACUCUGCAUUUUCUCAGAUGGAGCACAACAUUGUGGCUGGAUACUUAAUCAUGGCAGGGGUAAUCAGCAUCGCAAGCAACAUUGUGGUCCUACUCAUGUUUGUCAAGUUCAAGGAGCUGCGCAAUGCGACGAACACCAUCAUCAUCAACCUGGCCUUCACUGACAUCGGCGUUGCUGCCAUUGGCUACCCCAUGUCAGCUGCUUCAGACCUCCACGGCAGCUGGAAGUUCGGUUUCACUGGCUGCCAGGUCUACGCAGCUUUGAACAUCUUCUUUGGUAUGGCCAGCAUCGGACUCCUCACAGUGGUGGCCAUCGACCGAUAUCUCACCAUCUGCAGAGCAGAUAUAGGACAGAAGAUGAACACAUGCUCCUAUACCUUAAUGAUUCUAGCUGCCUGGACCAACGCCCUCUUCUGGGCCUCCAUGCCCGUGGUGGGCUGGGCGAGCUACGCCCCAGAUCCCACCGGGGCCACCUGCACCAUCAACUGGAGGAACAAUGACUCGUCUUUUGUUUCCUACACCAUGGCUGUAGUACUUGUGAAUUUCCUCAUUCCCCUGUUGGCCAUGUUAUACUGUUACUACAAUGUUUCUGUAUCCAUGAAGCGAUACAUUUCCAGCAACCACUUGGAUGUCACCAACCUUGACUGGUCUGACCAGGUAGACGUCACCAAGAUGUCCAUAGUGAUGAUUCUGAUGUUUCUUGUGGCCUGGUCGCCAUACACCAUCGUGUGCCUUUGGGCAUCCUUCGGUGACCCCAGAACAAUACCCGCUACCAUGGCGAUCAUCGCACCUCUUUUUGCCAAAUCAUCAACCUUCUAUAACCCUUGCAUAUAUGUGAUUGCCAACAAAAAGUUCAGAAGGGCCAUUGCCGGGAUGCUACUUUGUCAGACACGACAGCAGAUCACCAUCAACCACCAUAUUUCCAUGACCAUCUCCCAGCUGCCCCUUGCACAGUAAGGCCUGAGACCCCCUGGGAGAUGGAGCUGG